Messenger RNA from Podarcis lilfordi (Lilford's wall lizard), 36555 nucleotides. The record is from the annotation of a GenBank genome assembly. Lineage: Eukaryota; Metazoa; Chordata; Lepidosauria; Squamata; Lacertidae.
AUGGCUCCCUUAGGUGAAGUUGGGAACUAUUUCGGCGUCCAGGAUGCGGUACCCUUUGGGAACGUCCCCGUCUUGCCGGCUGAUAGCCCCGUGUUGUUAAGCGACCACCUGGGCCAGGCGGAAGCGGGUGGGCUACCCCGGGGCCCUGCGGUGACGGACCUGGAUCACUUAAAAGGGAUCCUGAGGCGGAGGCAGCUCUACUGCAGGACUGGAUUUCAUUUAGAGAUUUUCCCCAAUGGUACGAUCCAAGGAACCAGGCAAGACCACAGCAGAUUUGGUAGGUAUGGGCGAUUUAACCUUCUGGUGGCCGUGGGGCUGACAAUGACAGAAGUUGGGUCCUUUUUUAAAAAACCACAACCAAAUAAAAUAAUAAUAAUAUUUUUUUUUUGGUCGGGAGGAAAUGGGAUGGAGAGUCGAUGCUGAGGAUUAUUGUUGUUGUUGAAACAGCUCGGAAGAGGAAAUGCCUCCGGGAUUUGCAGAUGGCAUGCAAACGGGACACCCCUGCAAGCGUGCAAGUACGAGUUUUUUCACCAAAGAGCCACAAGUCUGGGGAAUAAUAAUAAUAAUUAAAAAAUAUUUUUAAAAGAAUUGCCGCUCCUCUAGGUUUGUGGCUAAGGGGGCAAUAGAGAUGAGCGUAAGGUGUCCUGUCAUAAAUAAGGUUAAUAGAGCCCGUUCUCCCGAUGAGUCAGUAAUGUGCUUCCCAUUUCAAACCCAGUCGCUAUUUUUUCUUAAUAGGGAAGGAUCGCGGCUUCCUAGGGCGAAUGAAGUGCCUCGCACUCUUCCUCCACCUCAACCUUAAUACCUGCCUCCGUAGAUAGGUCUGGAUUGCUCCCCCCCAGGAUCCCGCCCCUUUAUCCUGCCCCCAUCACCGUGAGGGAUCCCCCUACAGUGAGUGGCUCUUGCCGAGAGAGCUCUCUGCGAAUAGCCCCCGCUGCUGUAGGUGCCUGCAUCAUAAGCCCAGAUCUCUUGGUCAUUAAAGAAGGCAUUCCCUCGCCUCUGUCCCUCUGCUGUGCGCCCACAUGCUUGAGCGCAGGUAUCCAAUGGGAGCUCCACGCCUGCAGGCGCAGACUUCCUUUCAGAGUUAUGGGGGGGGGGGAAAGGUGUGUGUUAGAAUCGCAGAACCGUAGAGUUGGACGGGACCCCGGGGGUCAUCUAGUCCAACCCCCUGCAAUGCAGGAAUCUUUUGCCCAACGUGGGUCUCGAACCCACGACCCUGAGACUUAAGAGUCUCGUGUUCUGCCGAUUUCAUUACCAAGGGCUCCUAUUUGUGACUCAGCAGUAUAGAGGGGCGUCGGAGGACUUCACGUGGUAUUUCCGAUGCUGUGGCCACACGCAAGUGGGCCUUCUCAGAGUAGCUUCAAAAUGCCACUGAGUUCUUACAACGGGCUGGCGCUGGCCUGAUUUAUUUUUAUUUAAAAAAAAAAAAUCUGGAAUUUUUUUGAAGGGGGUUUGGGUGGUAAAAUAAUGCCACUUUGGGGGGUAAGGCUGGCUCCAGCGGCUGUUGGAAGGAGUUAACUUGUGAGUGAAUCCACCUGACAGCACUUAAAACCAGGUCGUAAAAACAAAGCAAAAAACAAAAGAAAAAGAAAAGGUCCCGUGGUGCUUCUCCCCCCUUCCUUCUCCACCGCCAUGCUUGAAUGCCAGAUGUUGAACAAGCUCUAAACUGUGUUCCUUUUAUUGCUGUCGAGAGCCGGGGAGAUAAUACCGGGGCUCGCGAGGAAGCGAUGCGCUUCACAGGGGUCACUGGAGAUUCGAACCGGUCGUUACGUGCAAAGUCAUCCGGUGUCACCCUUCGUUCGCCAGAGGCUAAGGGGGUCCCAAGCGGGUGCUAGCUAGUCCUACUCAGGUUACAAUGAAUGGCCCUCAUGUGCAUGAAGUUCAGUAGGUCUACUCUCGGUAGGGUUAGUAUUGCCAGCAUCUUUUUUUCCGUUCUCUGCGUUGCAAUAUGCGGCACACGUUCCCUUUUCAGGCCUGGGCGCCGUUUUCUCUUAGGAACACAUGCACCUCAAAACGAGAAUAGUUCUUGAAUGCAGUUGAAGGGAAAGGAGGGCGAAAGUCUGCGAAGAAUUCCAGCGCUAGGCAUGUAAUCUUGAGGGCUGCGGGCGCAAAGCAGCAGAGAUCUCCUCGGCAGCUCUCAAAUGGAGAAAGAAAGUUGAGGGAUUAUGCAGAAGUUGGCUUUGCGCUUCUGUAGAUAUGCGUCUAUGCAGACGCACGCCCCUUUUGCUCCGGGGUGGUUCUGCACGCCAGCAGCAGCAGAGGCGAGAUCUGGUGCAGGGAUGUGCAUGCGCGCUCAAGGACGGGGCUGCAGUCUUUACGGUACGCUGGCUGGUGCGAGAUCAAAAGCAGGAAGCUCUGGUGCGUUAAGAGGCGAGAUUUGCACGCUGUGCUGGAGCCCAGCGGCAGCCCGCGGGCUCACGCCGCUAGCAGGUGUACGGCGGCCGAGCUGGCGCUCCUGCUACCGCGCGCAUUGGCCUUGGCAGCAGCAGGAGGGCACUGCAGGGUCCUACACCCCGCCGCUUCCUCUCCUCCCAGCCGCUCGCCUGAGCUGGGCCAUCACACCAGCUGCUGCUGCUGCUGCUGCUCUGCAGAGCUGCAGAAGACCCGCGUUAGGGGGAGGCGGCUCAUUUUACAUGCGAAAAGGUGGAUUUCCCGAUACGGUGCGCCGAGAAGAGAUGCAGUGCAGUAACAACUAUGUCCUUGUAGUUAAGAUUCCUUAAUAUUCUCAUUAUCUGUUGGAAGAUUGUUGCUCUUUAAAUUAAGGUGAUUCUAAAUAAUAAUAAUAAUAAUAAUAAUAAUAAUACCACAGGCUGCUACUGAUUUAAGGGGUGGAGAAUGGAGGGAUCAUUGUCUAGGUCUGCAGUCAGCAACCUGGGUGCCUUCCAGGUAUUUUAGAGAAUUCUCAUCAGCCUCAGCUCCCAUCAGCCCCCAGUUGAUAGUACAAAAUACCUGGAGGGCACCAGUUUGGCAAAGGCUGGUCUAGGGUGGCCAAGUGCAAAAAAGGACAGUGCCUGUACUUGUUAAUAGUUUGUGGGGUUUUUAAAAAUUAUUAUUAUUAAAAAAUGUGUUUUGGUAGAGUGCAGCUUAUUGUGCAGGGAUGGUGAACUGGCUCCUCCUCCUCCUGUGCAACAGAAGUUCAGGGGAAUUUGUCCUCAUUUGUGUCUGGUUGCCCCAUAUAGAACUGUUCUGCCACUUACUUGGAAAGGCUAUGUGUAGUGGACAACUAAAAAACCUCUGUGAUCUCAUGGCGCUUAAUGUGGUGGGAUCCUUACACCAUCUGUUCAGCUGCAGCUCUCCCUGCGAGGCAAUGACUAUUGGAUCUAGGGCCGAAUGGGAAGGAGAGGCAAGAUGGUUUAGAUAUUGUGAGAAUUCUAGUCUGUAGCUAAAGUUGCAAACCUCCCGUAUGUGCCCUGUAUUUGGGCACUGAUUUCCCUGGGAGCUAACUUCUGGGUAACUCUGGCUCAAGCUGCAGGGCCCCACAACCGGCUUUUAUGUCAAGCUGUUCUAAGGGACUCUUGGUUUCAGGCAUGCAUUAUUCCGUUAACAGAAUGCUGAAUGCAGUGUGGAUAGAAACUUCUCCUGCUUACAUCCAUAGGGACAUCAAGAGGUCAGGCCACAGUCAUGGACAAUAAGGCUAUCAACGGCCACUAGCCAUGAUGGCUUUGUUCUGUCUCCACUAUGCAAGGCAGUUUGCCCCUGUAUACCAACCAGUUCAGCACAAGUAGGGAGAGUGCUGCAGCCACUGCUUGUGGGUUUUAUGUAGACAUCUACUGGCCACAGUGAAAGCAGGAUGCUAGACCAAGUUUGCGACUGGCCUGAUCCAGGUUCUUAAACUACAACAUUUCCCAGUAUGUCACAUGCAGAAAGCAAGCAGCUGCAAAUGGAUCAAACAACCCAGCCAAAUCCAUAUUCUAUAAAAUAAAUUAGCCUUUGGAAUCUUCUGAACAGGUUUCAUUGCAGAUCUUGAGAAACCAAGGUCAGAAAAGUCCUUUCCAUAAUAAGCUUGGCCCUUAUACUAUCCUUGAACCAUUUCAGCUGGUUUAAGUUCUGUACAGAAUGCAAAAUUAACGCAGCGCCUGCUUAGGUAAGGCUUACAGUAUAUAUAAAAGGUGGAGAGAGGACUCAAAAAAGGAUUGGCUUUUUAUGAUGGUGGUGGGUUAACUGGGAGCAGGCAGGGCAGACAGGUGACCCCAAAAUAUACUGCAGCCUACCCAAUCCUAAAAAUAUUGACUUGACAUUAGUCCAAGUCUAGUACAUUUCAGUGUACUUCCUAUUGGAUUACUUUUUAUCUUGAGAAGUAAUUCCUGUUGAACUACUUGUAUCUUGGCAUCAACAUAAGAUGGUAAAACUCUAAAGUAAUUAUGUUCUAGUUUGCCCUAGAGAAUGCUGGGAAUUACAGUUAUGUUGUGUGCCAAGAGAAGUAUGGGCACAUCUUGGCUCCCUCACCACUGCAGCAUCCUUACAAUUCCCAGGUUUGUUUGUUUUUUAUUAUUCAAGUUGUCAGUUAUUUUUAAACCAAACUUCAUAAUGCAUGUGUCCAUGUGUCCUUGCAUUCCUGUGCGUUUCCAGAACCAGCCCCAGGGACUUGUAUUUCGGGAGUUGCCCAAAGGCCCCAGCUAAUAUAGCUGCCCAACAGCAGUGCAUUUCCGCAACUCAAGGCUACUCAGAAAGUAAGCUCCAUUGAGUUAAAGGUCACUGACUCCCAAGCCAGCAGCUACAGGAUUGCAACCCUCCUUUCCAAUCCGAAUUUAGCUGGGUAGCUUUUGGUUCCAGAAUAAGAGGAGGCUUCUCCAUGCAUCUGAGUAUUUGUGGGUGGGCGGGGUUUUAAAAGUCAUGCUCGGAAAUAGGACCCAGGGACCCAGUUUCCUGCUUUGGCUAUGCACCCCGCCCCCCACUUCUCAGAAGAAACCUUAGACGGGAAGCCUAUUUUAGACACGUGCCAGGGACAAGUCAUAAAUCAAGCUGCACCGGCUCAGGGACCCGUGAUACUUUUACCAUUUUAACGUCUUCCUUUAAAUGCAAGCUCUUUUACGAGAUCCAGUGUGGAACGCGAUCCCCGCGGGAUCAAAGCGGAUGCUAUCUCUCGGGGGAAUGUCGGAAUUUAUUGGGGAUUUUUUUGGGGUGGUGGGUUUUUUUUUUUUUUUGCGUGUGCCUUUGGUGUAGGUAGGACAUUGACGGUGCAAUAUUGGUAAACUUAAGGAAUUUUGUACCGGGGAUGGGGGAAGGUAGCGUUGCUCUUGCGUCAGCACAACCACUGCAUGAGAGGGAGAAAAAUCCCACCCUUCGAGAGAGAGAGCGAGCUCUGCUAAGGAGUCAUGCUAGUCAACCCUCGUCCGGGUUCCGGCCAGAUCCGCUCCCAGCAGAGAAGCAACCGGCAGCACCGGACGAUCCCGCCCCCGCCCUCCGGCUAGUUGGAUUCACACGCACUCGCGGUCCGCUCAGCAGCAGCAGCGUUAGUUUUCGCCCAGGGGAAGCGUGGGCGGGGCUUUCGCACGUGCUUAUGCGCGUCACGGACCCGCUAUAAACGAUCGCUUUCCCAUUAUUUUAAAUGGAACGGUGCAUAGAUCCCCGGCGGAGCGCAGGCGUCUCCGCUCCCCAGGUGUCGUCACGCGCCGGCAGCUGCGUGUCCUCGAGCGACAUGCUGCUGCAGAGGGUCCUUGCAGCGCCCGCUUGCAGUGCACCUGACGAGUCUCGGGGCUGCAAUCCGGAGGCACGCUGAGCUGCGGAGCAAGCCCUGCUUUCCAGUUCAUUUAUAUAUAGGAUGGGAUCCGGCUGCUGCAGCGGAAUACUCCCUCCCCCCCCCCCACUUCCCCGGGCUGGGCGCCGCUGCCGUAAAAAAUCCUGUGUUGCUGCUGCUGCUGCAGAGAAUGACUCGGAUAAGCAAGAGGAGCGGGACCUGCAGUACUAAAGCAGCUUCUUCGGGCGCAUCCUGCGGAGAAAGGAGGGCGACCCCCCCUUCCUUUGUCCAGCACCUCCUGCUCCCCCACCUGGCCGAGGCCUCUGGAAAAAUGCAAGGGGUAAAAUGUAGCAGCCUUAGGACCCGGGAGGGUGAAGGCAGGCAAGCCCCUCCCUCUGGGGAAUGACCCCGCUUCAUUGCACAAUGUCAUUGCAAUCUUUAAAACCGAUUUCUGCCUUCUCCUUUCUCACCGCCCCCCAACGCCCUUCUCCUUAGUGGGUAGGAGUGAAAAUGCAGCUUGCACUCUUCUUCUGUUGGUGCUCCCCCCCCCCCCACAGUGGCUGGGGCAACCCAGGCAGAUGAGUGGGGUGCAGAUAAUAAGACUGUUGUUAAACUUUUAGCCUGCUCUACCUUGCAAGGUGUUUGGGAGUAGCUUGCACAAUUCCUUUUUUAAGGACUUGUGAGGUCAGUUAAACUGAGUGAGGCCCAAGGUCACCCAGUCAGCUUUGUAGCUGAGGGAAGAGUAUUUGAAUCCAGGUCUCCUAGUCCAGGAAUACCAGCCACUGCACAAUGCCAUCAGAGGCUUUCUUUGAUUCUUUACACCAGGGUUGGAGAAACCUGCAGCCCGCCAGAUGGUGUUGGACUACAACUCCCAUCAGCCCCUGUCAGCAUGGGCAGUGGCCAGGAAUUAUGGUGACAGUAGUCCAGCAACAUUUGAAGGGCUACAAGUCCCCUACCCUGCUGUACAUGGUUUUCAGUUUUCAACAUUUAUAGAGCGCUUGCUUUUCAGAGCUCUUCUUUAGCACAACCAACCUUACAAGGUAGGUUAUUAAUUCCCAGUUUUAUGGGUGGCGUGUCCACUUAUAAAAUUGGCAAGCUGGAACAUUGCAGAAGAGGGUGGCCAAGAUGGUAAAGGGUCUGGAAACCAAGCCCUGUGAGGAACGGUUGAGGGAGAUGGUUGUGUUUAGCUGGGAGAAGAGGGGACUGAGAGGAGAUACAAUAGCCAUCCUCAAAGGUCUAAAGGCUGUCACAUGGAGGAUGAAGCAAGCUUGUUUUCUGCUUCUCAGGAGGGUAGGACCCAAACCAAAGUUACAAGAAAAGAGAUUCCGACUAAACAUCAGCAAGAACUUUCUGACAGAUGUUCAACAGUGGAGCAGACUCCAAAGAGAGGUGAUGGACUCGCCUUCCUUGGAGGUUGAUAAGCAGAGGUCAUGCAUGAUCCAGUUGAGAUUCCUGCAUGGCUGAAGGUUGGACUAGAUGACCGUGGGGGUACCCUCCAACUCUGCAAUUCUAUAGUUCAGUCUAACAUUUUAGCCUCUAAGCUUUAAACUCAUUGUGGCAAAAUGCUGCUAAGCCAGACCGUUUCCUCUCCCAAGUCUUUUUAGUGUAGCCUUACACCCAGGAACUUUGAAUGGGACUGAGUAUGUCUGAAAGGACAAAGAGAAAUGUCUACUCUACCUAUUUUGCUUUAACAAACUAGAUGAACAGAUGUUUCUGGAAUCCCAUCAGCUCUGGCCAAUAUGGCCUGUGGCAAGGGACGAUGAGAGUUAUAUUCCAAUAGGCUCCUGAGGGCUACAGGUCCCUCCACCCCUGCUCUAGAGGAACCCUGUAGGCAGAUGGAGCAGACUCAGUAGGUUUAGCUCUUAAGCGCAGUGCUUUGCUUCCACUCAACUGAUGGCUGCCAUUCUGCUGCCUCCUCUGGGGAAAGCACUGCAUACAAGGGCACUGGUGCAGCAAAAGCAGAAUCUGCCUUCCACCUCUGGUCCUGAGUCUGUACUAGGUGCUGGGUCCAUGUUCAAUAUGUGAGGUCCAAUGUGGAAGUGUUGGAAGUUUCACAGGGUGACCUUGGGCAAGGCAUGUUCUCUUACACCAGGCUUCAUCAAACUCGGCCCUCCGGAUGUUUUGAGACUACAAUUCCCAUCAACCUUGGCCACUGGUCCUGCUAGCUAGGGAUCAUGGGAGUUGUAGGCCAAAAACAUCUGGAGGGCCGAGUUUGAGGAAGCCUGUCUUUACACUAACCUACCUCCUAGAGUGGUUGUGAGGAUCAAAGGGGUGAGCAGCAUGUAAUGUCGCCUUGAUCUCUCUGGAGGAAUGGGGCCAUAUUUGCCCCAUUCAAACUGUCCCUGUAUAUAUAUUUAUAUAUGCACACACCUCUGCUUGCUCUGAUGAUGACCAAAACUUGGCACUUGUGUGUAUAGCGCUUGUGCUUUUCUGUAGCGCUACAGUUUUCUUUAAUAAAAGGUGCCAGCUAACUUUCAAAGCCUCGUGCUGUUCUGGAAUAGGAGCCAGCCCUUUGGAAAGAGGGGGCGAUUGGCAAUUAUAUAUCCUGUUAGCUUCAGGGAGAGUUUGCCGUACCUGCGUUUUCCAGGCAAAAAUCCCUGGACGGGAGAGAACUCAUUCUAUAUGAUGACAAGGGAAAGUGAUGCAAAAGCCCACACCUGCACAAUGUCCUUCUCCUGCAGUCUGUGACCUUCCAUGCGUAGCUUGUGACUCCAGCUCCGUUUGCACGUAGGUGAUGAUGCAGCAGCGACAGCCUCCUUGCAAAGGCUGGGAGGGAAAGCUGAGUCCUGCUGCUGCAGAUGAAUUGCAGUAGCUGUUCAUAGGUGGUGGGCAGGCACUCUUAAUUUAAGUCUUUAGAAAGUGCCUCCUGUGGCUGGUAAGACAAAAUAGGAUCACAGCCAUCACUGGCAGGAUAUUUUUGUUCCAGCAAGCUGGGGAUGCCCAGUUAUGAUUUUUCUAAAUUUGGGCAGCACAGGUUGGCCAUUGAACAAAUACUUUUUUGAGUCUGUGCACAAACUAAUAAAUUUUAUUAUAUAAGAUUUGGUGGACUAAUGCCCACUGCGCCAUAUGCAUGUGUUAAGAGCUUGUGUUUUAUUCUGUUUUUAUUGUGUGCACUACUUUGAUGAUUUUAUGUUGUGAAGCGGUCCAUUAAUUUUAAUUACACCACCAUCAGUAGGGGUGGAAGGGGCCCAUGACUUGUAACUUCAGUCCUUUUUACUCCUUGCUGAACUGACCUUGCUAGAGUACUCAUUGGUUUGUGAUUUCUGUAAUUUGAAGUUACAGAGAAUGCUUUUGAAUUUCAGCUUAUCUGGGCUUAUGGCAACGUGUCAACAGGGCCGAUGAUCUUCUGAUUUUGCAUAUUAAGUGCAUGUGCAUAUGCAAAGUGAGGCCUAAUGGAUUUAAUAGUAUAUAUCCAGGAUGCAAAUUCUGUCCCCUUGUUCUUCAUCAACUCAGGCUUCUUGCUGCUUUUACUAUUUUUUAUUCUAUUCAAUUAUUCCUAUUUAUACUAUUUCUAUAGCAAUAGGAUUUUGGUUUUUUUAAAAUAAUGGCAACAGAUGACCUUUCAACCUGAUGAGAACCCAGGGCCCAAGAUUCCCUUGCACCUAUUGCACCCCCUAGAAAAUCAGCCUGAGGCUCAAAGUUAACUUACAACAGCAUUCUAACAUUCAAAGGUGUGUGUGGAUGUUAAUUAGACAAUGGAAGCUUGUAUUGAGGUGUUAUAGCUCAUCCCAUUCUCCAAACUUAUGUCAAAUAACAAAAUAAAAACAGCAUACCAAAGUAUUAUAUUGAAACCAAAUAAUACUAUUCAUGUGCAUUCGGUUGGAAAUGAUUUCCCCUGCCUUCAGUCAGGCUUAUUCCUUAUGAGCAUGUUUAGGACAGCAACCUAACUCAGAUUUGCAUCCCAGCUAUUAAGCCAAAUGAACUCAGUGGGACUGCCACUUGCUUCCUAGUAAGUUACUUUAGGGUUGCAGCCUUUAAAAAUACCAAAAAGCCCUCCUCUCCGAUCUUUGCUGGCUUUGCUUUGAGCCCGUUGCCAAAGCCAACCCAAACAGAAGAGCUUCUAAGAGAUACUUUCGUGCAUUUCUAAAGGACCAGCCACCAAGAACACCUUGGUUUGAAGCAGGCUCGAUAGUAUUGCUACGAAGGCUCCCUUGAACUUAAGAAUUGCAGUGGGAUGCAGAUUGCAAUGUCGAUCUGCCAAGAAAUCCCACCAUGCUCGUGGCUAACCUCCCCCAUGCAUGGGGUGUGUGUGUUGUGGUGACAUGCAUUUUCUUUCUCUGCUUGGCUUGUAGAAGAAUUAGUGGAUGGCACAGUAGCUUUAGCUCCAAGGCAGCAGGUUGGAUCCAGCAAAGUUAUAUCCAACUAAGCAAGUCAAUGUUAGUUAAUUUCAGUGGGUUUCUUUUAGUGCAAAUGGAGCCAGUGAUAAUGGCUCCAUACCACAGUGUGUGUUGGUUUCCCUCUCCAUCGGGCUUUUCACUUCCAUCACAGGUGAUGUGGGUGGCGCUGCGGUCUAAACCACUGAGCCUCUUGGGCUUGCCAAUCAGAAGGUCGGCGGUUCGAACCCCCACGAUGGGGUGACCUCCCAUUGCUCUGUCCCAGCUCCCACCAGCCUAGCAGUUCGAAAGCAUUCCAGUGCAAGGAGAUAAAUAGGUACUGCUCCGGCGGGAAGGUAAACGGCGUUUCCGUGCGCUCUGGUUUCCAUCAUGGUAUUCCGUUGCUCCAGAAGCAGUUUAGUCAUGCUGGCCACAUGACCCAGAAAGCUGUCUGUGGACAAACCCUGGCUCCCUCGGCCUGAAAGCGAGAUGAGCACCACACCCCAUAGUCGCCUUUGACUGGACUUAACCGUCCAGGGGUCCUUUACCUUUACCUUUUUACUUCAGUGUUGCAUUUGAACAGUUGCACUGGUGUAUCUAGCAGUGUGAAAACACAGGAGGGGCUUCCACCAUAACCAUAUUUGUAAAUAUCUCCUCAAGGCCAUUAUUCCCACCAAAUGCCCUGAAAGUAGGUCUCCAGCCCCUUAUGCCACCCCAAUACUACAAAAAACAAAACUUGAAGGUUCAUUUCUUGGCCCCCCCCCCCCCGCUAGUCACUGCAGGAACUGUCGAGAGAGAAAUAGGUAAUAUCAACAAAAAAUAGUCCCCCACCCCAAAUAAUACAAAAUUAGGAAUUUGGCAGAAGGAAACACUCCCCCUCAACAGUGCAUGGUGAAAUUAUGGAAUUUUCUCCUGUAAUGACGGCCACUGACUUUCAUGUCUUCAAAAGGGGAUUAAACAUAUUUGUGGGGCAUAAGGCUAGGGCUUCCCCCCCCCCAGCUGGAACUCACUGGAACUUAGUUUGGGCACCUCUCAGGUGGGCACCAUUGCCAUUUUAAGAGAACGAGGGAGGUGUUUGUGGUGAGAUUCUGGCAUUUCUUUUUCCAGAAAAGUAGCACUGGAUAUGGCUACCCAUGGCUCACAGACAAUGUCCAAAGUGCACUGUACAUUUAAAGCACUCAUACAUCACUUUUAACAGCCCCCCCCCCCAAGAAUCCUGGGAACUGUGGUUUGUUAAAAGUGCUGAGAGUUGUUAGGUAAAUCCUCACAAAGCUACAGUUACCAGAAUCCUUCACAAACUGCAGUUUCCAGGCUUCUUUGGGGGAAGCCAUGACCGUUAAAGUCAUAUCUGAGUUCUUUAAAUGCAUGAUGUGGGUGUGAGUUGCUAGAGCAGAGAGGGCUCAUGCCUUCAUGCCCCACUGUAGGCUUCCCAGAAGUAUUUUAUUGACUAGAUAAGCCUUUAAUCUGGUCCAGCAGAGCUCUUCUUAUGUGCAUUUUGCAAGCUUUUUAAUUCUCGGUAUGUAUCCAGUCCCAUAAACAUUGCUGCCUCUUAUACUCAGCCUAAAUAAAAUGUGUUCCUUUUUUAUUCAUUGCAUUCAUACCCCACCUUUCCAAGGAGCUCGAGUUGUAGUACGUGGUUCUCCCCCUCUCCCUUUAAUCCCCACAACGACCCUAUGAGGUAGGUUAGGCGAGCUUCAUGGCUGAGUGGGGAUUUGAACUCUGGUUUCCCAGGUCCUACAUACAUUUUUGUGCAGCUCUGCACGUAACAUCUCUCAGUAAGUUAUUUGUUUCCUAUUCCUCGCUGGAGCUCAUCUGAGACUGAGCCAGCUGAGAUGUUUUGUUAGUUCUGUCCUGAGCCGCCAGCAGCUCUUGCAUCUCACAGUGCACCUUGUAGCUCCAGGAGGUAUGGAGGCACCCGGGAAUGGCUGCUGAGUCAGCACUUAGCAUCACUAAGUGGAUUUGAUAGUUUUGGUACUUGGGUACUCGCCUAGGAGCUUGCUCUAGGUGAGCGGGCAAGUGGCAAACUGCAAUUCUGCCCUUGUUUCCCCCUAAACACCGGUAAUCUACAGCCAUAGAAGGUGUGCACACAACAAAUUUAAAGCACAUGAUGUUCCCCUAAGAAAUAUUGGGAACUGUAGUUUGGCCCUCAGAGUGCUGCAGUUCCCAGCACCCUUAACAAAUCACAGUUCCUAGGAUUACCGUAGUUUGGCCCACUUUUAAGUGUGCUUUAACUGUAGUGUGUGAAUUUAACCAUAGUCGAGUCAUCUGUAGAAGCACUUUCUCUCUUUGCUGAGUGUGCAGCUGUUUCACUGGGAUUUAAACUACAGCUGUUCCUUUUCCUCCGCCCCCCUUCUGAUGAGGGGCUGUUCCAUAUUGCCUUGUAUUGAGUGACGGCCCAUGGAAGACGCCGCCUGUGAAAAAGGAACUUUACCUCUGCUUGAAGGGGCUCUGCUUGAGAAUUGUUUUCUUGACUCCCUUUGAAAUGUCCUGGGGAAAUUGAAGCCUAUUAAACUCCAGAUUGCAACUGGUCAAAUGGAAAGCCUAGAAGGGGUCCAGCAGUGAAUGGCCAGUGUGAGUACUUGCAUGUCUGGUUAGAGAACAUUAAAUAAGUUGGAGUUCUUGUUAUGGUGUGCUUUUUUCUUGGUUAGAGAACAUGGGCAGCCUAAUGACCCAUUCCUGAAUCUCUUGCCACCUGAUGUAUGGGAAAUGACUGUUCAGCAACGUGAUUACAAUAUUUCUUGCAGCAGCAUACAAGGCCUAAAGAUUGUACAACAAUCCAGCGCAGUGUUGCAAACCAUGAUAUGGCUGUAUGCACCCCAGUAUCUGAGGAAAAUUAGAGAUUUUGGGGUGCCAGCACAUACUUUGGCUGGCGUUUUCCUAGAAUGAAGGUCACCAAAGACUGCAGUGUUUUUUAUUUACAUCUGUUUAUGUAUAAAAGUACAUACCACCCUCUCAUAAAAUAUCAGAGCAGGGUACAGUGAUAUAAAACCACAAAAGCAGUAUGCUUAUAUAUACAGGGGUACCUCGGGUUACAGACGCUUCAGGUUACAGACACUUCAGGUUACAGACUCCGCUAACCCAGAAAUAGUACCUCGGGUUAAGAACUUUGCUUCAGGAUGAGAACAGAAAUCGUGCUCCGGCAGCGCAGCAGCAGCAGGAGGAGGCCCCAUUAACUAAAGUGGUACCCCAGGUUAAGAACAGUUUCAGAUUAAGAACGGACCUCCGGAAUGAAUUAAGUUCUUAACCUGAGGUACCACUGUAUAAAUAUCGGAAAGAACUUUCUUACGCUAAGAGCUGUUCCACAGUGGAACUGUUUCCCUCAGAAGGUGGUGGACUCUCCUUCCUUGGAGGUUUCUAAAGCAGAGGUUGGAUGAACUCUGCCAUCCAUGGAUGACUUCAUUCAGAUUUCUGCAUUGCAAGGGGUUGGACUAGAUGACGCUUGGGGUCCCUUCCAACUCUGCGAUUCUAUGAUACCACACACACACACACACACACACACACACACAGGCUGAGCAUAUUAUGGAAGAGCUCCAACAGUUUUUUUGGGGUGGUGGGGAUGGUAAAGCCAGAGUGUUGAAUUCAGCUCAGAGAACACGACAAGGCCCCUUUAUCUUUUCUGGGAGCAUGGCAGCUGCUAGUUUGUAUGGCAACCUUUACCCUUCGGUUCUGCAAAGAGUUGCUUAGCAGACUUGGCAAGAGCCAUUGCCAAAGAGGCUUGUUUGAUGGCUUGUUUGACUGCUUAAGCAGUCUCUCUGUCUACAGAAUGCCAUCUUCCAGAUAUAAAGCCACAGGCUGGGAGUGGCUCCAAAGACGACAUACAAACAAGCCCUGCCAAUCCUAUAACAACAUUACCCUGGAGCUGUAACUAUCAGGGUCAUAUGCAGCAGUGCGUACUAGUUCGGGUUUGAAAGCAAUUAGGGGAAAUGAACGAAAUCCUGCAAAGUGCAAUGGGUUGGCCAGUUGGCUAGUUGAUAGCAUGUUAGGAAUGUCAUUGUGUAUGGCGUAUGCCUUGUCACUUUGGCUCUAGUGGCAAAGUUAUGCUUGAUCUUUGCAAAUGAAAGAUUAUCCCGGAUUGCAUGUUUACAAGGCUUUGAAUGUUAAAGGAUUUGGAGAGGCAGGAUACAAACCUUAGCAGUCCGUGAAGUUAGCAUAUGAUUCAGCCCUUGGAGCAGAGGUUUUCAGCCUUUUUGAGUCCAUGGCUCCCUUGAACAACAGCAUUCUUUCUGCAGCACCCCUGUGGGGCUCAGGAACCUAGUUAUGUCACCACUUGCCUGCAGACCUGGCAGCACCUCACCCCUUUUCGAACACCCUCCCUUAUGAAGUGUUCCCUCAGCCUCCUCUCCCCUCUCCUUGAGAGUCCUCUGGGCAGCCGCUGCUGCCACCCCUGGUCUCAGAGCUGCCCCCCAUGCCCGAAAUAGAGGUGCCUCCUCACACUGCCCCUGGGACUUGUCUGUCCAUUCCCAACAACAAGGGCUGGUGGACUGGCUGGCUAGGCUCCCUUGCCUGCUUGCUUGCUUACUCCGAGGCUGCCUCAGCUCCUGGCACCCAGCACCCCCUGACCAGCCCCAGAGGAACCAUUCGCCUGGGGAGCUUGUAGCCAGGGCUGCUGCAACAAACAGCUGUGCAAGCCUUUGGGAGGCAGAGAUGCCAGAGGGCAUCAGAGGAGGGAGGGAAGGAAAGAGGGACAGAGGACAGUGUUGCCUGGCACCCCUGACCGUCAUGCAAGGCACCCGAAGGUGCCAUGGCACACUGGUUGAAAACUACUGCCAUAGACUGUAUGUGCUACUAUUAACUGAAUGAGCACAUUAUUUAUAUCCUGGAAACAUUCAAAAGUGCCUCGAAUUAAACAAUACAUCUGCUGACUUGGCAAAACUCAUAUUAUGGACAGUUGGCAUGCAUCAUCCAGAGUGAUUUGUGCUUUGAUUUACCAUAUAGAGUUCAGAUGUGUCUCUGGAUAGUUUUCCUUAAGGGAGUGUGCCGAGCAAAGAGUAAAAAAACUGAAGCAUUUCCUAUUUCAAUAUGUAAACUUUGUUGUUUGUGGGUUUCACAGACUUCUCAAGAACAGAGACACAACCGACUUGAAAAAAUCAGCUACAGGGCUAGCAGCGUUUUACUUUCAGGUGGUCAGUAGUGUGUGACCCGGCCAUCUGAAAUUGGAGUAGCAAUUUCACUCCCAAUUUACUUUUACACCAGAAUGAAAGAUACCAGGUUUAUAAACCCAGAGCCUACAAUAUUGGACAAUAGGCACAUAACCUAAGAAUUGGCCUCUCUUAAAAUUGCUUGGUGGUUAUAUGUACACAGGGGUAACUUGAUAGUUUGGUGAAAGUUUUACAGUUUUACAAGAUUUGGAGCCCUGAUUAUGUAGCUCUGAACAUGGUGAAAGCUUUCCAAUGGGCUGUUUGUAUCAGAUAUUGUACUAGAAGUAUUGCACCUAGCAGAAGAAUGCUGAUUAUUUUGUUUUGUUUUAUUACUUAGUAAGAAUGCAAACAAUUUAAAAUGGGGAGAUUGCCUUUUACUAAGCUGGAGUUAUCAAUGCAGUGAUGAGUAAAAUAUACAGCAAUAAUCAAUAGUGUUCUCUUAAACUAGUAAGUGGGUCACAAAGCCUGUGCAAGUGGGCUUUGGACUUUAUAAAUAAACUCAAGAUAAUUAUUUCUUGCAAUCCUUAACUGGCAUGAUGAAUAUCUCUUACAACUUUUUGUAUAGUUGGCUUGUUAUAAUGCUGUCUUGACACUUGUUGCACUAAAUCAGUGAAUUUUUGACUUCUGGGCCACCAUAUUAAAAAGUUUGGGAACCACUGCCUUAGAGAAAGGUACAGCAGUACUCAUCAUUGCAAUCUUGGUUACAAAACUAUCUCUUGGCUUCUACCUGUUGUUGAUAGAUCUAUGCUGCUGAGGCUGCUACUGCUAUUGCUCCUUUGUGAAAGAUGCAAAAUGAAUCGCUCCAUAAUCUGUGUAACAGCUUUUCUGUUGGUCACUACCCCCCCCCACCUUUGUCUUCCUCAUAUAUUGCUUUCAUUGGAAUACCCUUUCAGAUUUCUGCCUGUUACCAUUCCAUCUUUCUCCUUUGGCUUUCCAUUUUUACAACCACACUCUUUCUCUGUUCUUCUCUAACUCAUCUCUUGCCUUGUUUUGAAAAUAGAUUUUGACCUGGUGGCCUCGGUCCUUUGUACAACAUUCUGUCAAGUUUUAGUUGAGCUUUAAACAUUUCAAUAAUAAACAAACAAACAAACAAACAUAAAUGUAAUGUGACGUGCAAGAAUUGUCUGGGUAACAUUUUUGGAGGAGGGUUUAAAGGAGGAUGGUAAAGAGGCCACAUUCACUGGUUCACAGAUAUUCCUGGUAGGACCAUGGCCUGAACAAAAACUGGCAUUGGGUCAAUCUGUCUGAGAAACAUCAAUUUUCUCUAUUCCAUUCUUUCCCUCCAACUUCUGAGUUCCUCUUCCACCUAUAGGGAAGGGCUGUAGCUCAGUGACAGAGCAGCUGAGUGCAGAAAAGUUGCAGGUUCAGUCCCUGGUAUUUUUAGGGCUGGGAGUGUCCCCAGUCUGGAACCCUGGACAGCCACUGCCUGUCAGUUUGAUGUUACUAAGUUAGAUGGACCAAUGAUCUUGACUCAAUAUAAAGCAAGUUCCUAUGUUCAUUCCUGAAGGCAAGGAUAGAGCCGCGGAGAGAAACUGGUGGACUUCUGGUUAUUUUGGGCUCUUAAUUUUCAUCAGCCAAAGUCAACAUGGACAGUGGUUGGGGAUUAUCUGAGUUGGAGUCCAACAUCUGGAGGGACACAGGUUCCCCAUGUUUGCCAUACCAUGUGAGCAGCGUUUGAAAUUCGCCAGGUGGCAGGCACAUUUUGCACCUGGCUAUUGACCACUUGUGACCAAGUGAAGUUGCCCAGGUGCUGGGAUGGCGUCUGACGUCUCCGCCAUCUGGAAGUGCAUGCCUGGGGAACCUUGGAUCUUGCAUGUUGGAUCACACUAGCAACACAUCCUGUAGAAUUCUAUCUGUGAUAUUUUAUCUGCACAAUCGGAACGAAUUUCAGGAACCAAAAAGUCUUUUGAGCCAUCUGACCCCAAAACUGCAACUAGACAUUCCAUUUUUGGCAUCUGUAACCUUGGUUUGAGGAGCCAUUUGGCACCUAGAUUAUAUAUGUGAGUUUCUAACAAUGCAUGUGAGAUAUCUUGACCUUUUAUUACACUUGGAAGAAUGGUGUAUUUUUUUUUUAGAGAUUUGUUUGGCAAGACACACUCCUUAGCAAUGUUGUCAAUCUAUAUACAACCAGGUUUUGCUGUGUCAUCUCUCUCUCUCUCUCUAAGAUAUGACACAGUAAAACCUGGUUGCUGUUGGUUGCCCAUCUGCAAAAUCCUUUCAUAAGAACAUAAGAAUGGUCCUGCUGGAUCCAGAAUCCUGUUUUGCACAGUAGAGGCCUAUGAGAAGCUCAUAAACAGGUCAUGAACACAAAGACACUUGCUGUUGACUGACAUGGUUUAAUUAUGACAACACCUGUAAGCUGCUUUGAGUCAUUUCCAUGAAUAAAGUGACUAAUAAAUAACAACAACAUCCUUGUAACUGCUGAUGUGGACAAAUUCUAGCUAUUAGGAGGGGAAAGGAAUUGCGUAAUAUAGGCAAUCUGUUCAGUGGAGAUGUGGACAUACAUGAACUAUUAGGAGGGAAAGGUUAAUGGCGUAAUAUGCAAAACCAGAUCAGUUGCUAUGAGGCAAGUCGACAAUUGGUUUGGUAGAAAGGGAAAGGUUGCCAAGAGUCUUGCGGAAGGAGUAGAGGGGCUGUUUGCUGCAGAGGGCGGGAUUGGGAACACGGUGCGCUGAAGGGGGUCAGUUGGCUGUCCGUGAAGGAGUUGAAUUAAGCAGUGAAGGAGGAAGAAGGGGAAAUAUGGAGAAAGGGAGGUGGGCUGUGACUUCAAGGAGACUGUGAUAGGUUAAUUUAGCAGCAGAGGAGUUGGAGGGAAGGCAAAGAGGGAGGCAUGGGUUGGGGAGAAUAUUCAGAGAAGACUUGGGCCAGAUCUGGCUAUUAUGGGAAGUGAGGGAGACAAGGGUUUGGGAAUUUGAGAACUGGAUGGCAAAUAUUGGUUACAGACAAACUUUGGACUGUAGGUAUCUAGUUUAUUUGGGGUGGGGAGUGGGUAGUCUUCAUUAUUUAUAGGUAAAUGGGAGAUACUGAUACCAAGAUACUGAUAUAAAGCCCAACUAGACAAUCGGCCAAUCCUAAUGGACUGUUUUAUUCCAGGAAAGGGCACUUUUGUUGGUAGGUAAUCUGAGGAAGAAGCAGGGAGAGAGUGAGGUGAUGUUUAUGCAUUCGCUGCCCAUUGUUCCCCUGUUCCAAAUUGUCCCAUCCGCUGCUUCCCUCCCCAUGUUUCCCUUUUCACACACACAAAUAAAUGAGGAAUUGGACACCUUGCAAGGUUGGGUUUCUAGUGAAUGUGUGGCAGGUGUAAUUUGAAGCAUAACCAUGGAUCAAAUCCUCUAUUCCUACUGCUUCUCCUCCAGAUUGACUCAUUCUGGAGUGGCUUUUCCUGAAGCAAAAGGGCGGAAGGAACAUUGGGACUUGAGCUGUGUACGUGCUGCACCUUUAAAGCACAUUUGAAGCACAUUCUUCCCCUCAAAGAAUUCUGGGCACCUCAGUUUACCCCUCACAGAUACCAUUCCCAGCCACUACUGUGCCCAGAAUUCUUUGAGGAGAAAAAUGUGUUUUGAAUGUAUUUUAAAGGUAUAGCGUGUACCUUUAUUGUCCGUUGAACCUUAAUCACUAAAUUAAGGCUCCGUGCCAGUUGUGGUAACAUAGUAGGUUUAUUAAGUUAUUAAGGAAGUUUUCUACAGUUCUCUGGCAAGGCUCUUACUACAGGCCUGCAGGAGGAUUUCUCCUAGUCUGAGGGAGGGCUGGCUUCAAGGGUCAGCAUGGUUGGACACCUGCUGAGAGUUGCUAGGAAAUGCCUAUUCACAGCUACAGUUACCUCACAACUACCUCACAGCAACAGUUAUCAGAGUGGCUUAACAGUCAACCCAGGGAACUCUGGGAAUUUUAGUUCUGUGAAGUGAAUAAGGGUCUCCUAACAAUUCUCAGUACAAACUACAGUUCCCAGGAUUCUUUGGGGGGAAGCCAUGGUGUGAUACAGCUUUAACUGUAUACUGCAGAUGGGGCAAGCAGAAGUGAGGCAGAGCAGCAGCAGUUGGCAUUGAGUGGGCAUUGAGGGUUGUUCAAUCCCCCUAUAGCUGGCACUGGUUGUACUUAACAGGACAAAGCACAGUUUAAUUACAGUUCCUGAACAUAAUGCAGGUUUCCACACGUGCGUGUGUGUAACACAUAUUUAGACCAGGGAUGGGGAACCUGGUGGCCUGGUAAGGAAUGUGCCCCUUAGACUGAAGAAAGGUUCCUCUCACCUGAUUUUAGAACUGAAGUUGUGUUUUGUAAGCUCCACUUUCAGUCUUCAACAGAUUCUGAACAAUCCUUCGCAGCCGAUCACAUAAAUACCUUUUAAAAAACAACGAGCGGCCUGUAAAUAACUUUACAAACCUUUCUGCAUGCCCCAGCAUGCCAGAGGAUUGCUGGAACAUUGGGUCUGGUCAGGUACUUGAUGGGAGGGCUUAAGAAAAAUCUCUUUGAGCAAGUAGCCCUCUUUGAAAGGCUGAGCUUUUCACUUGGCACUCCUCUCCCGUCUGCAUUGCAUAAUUUCAGGAGAAAGCUCAGCACGGUUGCCUUUUAUACGCUGCGGAUGUCUGUAUCUCUAAUAAUUACUCAUCUGUUGGCAUUUUUCUUUCUGGUGGAAAACAUCUGCCAUCUUUGUAAUGCCACUGAGUCAAUUUCAAAGUUGACUCCAAGUGCUAAAUUUGUGAAUGGAAAUGGUAUGGACAUUUUGUGUGUGUUGUGUUUUGCAGGUAUCCUGGAAUUUAUCAGUAUAGCAGUGGGCCUGGUCAGCAUUCGAGGGGUCGACAGUGGACUUUAUCUGGGAAUGAACGAGAAAGGAGAACUAUAUGGCUCGGUAAGUUCCUUGUGGUUUUGAAAAAUCUUGGCCUCUGUUUUCUUUAAACGUGCUGUUAUGGUUACUGUGGUCGUUAAAUGGCUAUCUGCAGAGCCCAGAAGAUCAUGCGCUUGUAAAACAAUGCAUUGUGCAAAUUUCUGGUCAAAGGUACUAGAAUCUAGUUAAGAAGGAUAAAUAAGCUAGAGAUUCAGGAGGUUGCACCUGGGCCCUCUUUGGGCCAGUCAGCACUGGGAGCAGGCACAAACGUCAAGGUGGCCAUGAAGGUCGCCAUAUGCUCAAAUUGUUGUCGCCAACCAGAUAUCAGCCUUUCCUUUUCUGUCAGUGACUUGGCCUUCUCCAUCUCAUGUUCCAUUGAUCUAUUGCUGGCCAGUAUCUUUUGCUCAGAAAGGGUUGUGUCCUAAUUCAGUGGCAUCAUUGGAACUGAUGGCACUGGGAUAAAAACAUAAAAUAAAUGCAGAGGAUAAAGCCUAGCUUUGUGAGAAUUUGUGUGGGGUGUAAAAUAGUGGUUCAGGGUGGAGGGGAGAUGGGAAAUACACAGUACUGAUGGAUACAAUUUGUGUUAUAUACAGGGCUUCUUUUGGUAAAAAAAUAAUAAUAAAUGAGGUGCCGGUAUUCUUGAUAAAAGUGCCGCGGGUGCCAUCACAAAAUGGCUGCCAUGGGCAACAAAAAGAGGUGUUGGUACUCAGUUCCAGUGAGUACUGUCACGAAAGAAGCACAGGUUAUAUAUCACAAAUGGUUAAAAAUGAAGGACAGAACAAGUAGGGUCUGUCGUUUACGGUGGAAUAAAAGAAAGUGAAAGUUAUAAUACAUUAAACAAGAGCAAGAAGAUUCAGUUAUGUACCUAUUGCACCAGAGAAAGUUGUAUUACAAUGCGAUGAUAUCCAGAUCUACAGUAUACAGUAACCUGCUGACAGGAGUAGAAAGUUUUAAAAAAAAGGCUGUAUGUAAUUUUAUUAGUCAAAGAAACCAUCAACACUACCUUAAUUAAACCCUAAUUAAACCUUUAAUAAUUUUUAAAACUAAAAAGCAGAUAUUUAAGUGUUCUACAAAGGAAGGCACGAAACUGCCUUUUUAUACUAACAAAAUAGAUUUGAAAAGUCGUUAAUUUUGUAUAUGAGCUGGCAUUCAUCCUUCCUGUGUUAAUUUUUGCAAUUGAUGCUUCUGAGAGCUUUAAUGUCAUACUGAACUACAGAAGCUUUCUUUUAUAUAAACUGAAAAUUUAACGUACAAGGAGCUAAUGAAGUACUCGGCAGCUUUAUGUCUGGGGCAUAAGCUGUGCUUUUGUGCAAUUCCCACUUCCGCUGGCGGGGCUUGCGUAGGAGAAAUUCCUGGUGGAUUGAACCCCUAGGCUAGCGGAGUUGGCUUUAAAAACUGUACACAGAAGAUGGGUCUUGCCGUCAGACUGCAACGUGAUGAAAAGUGGCUGUGAUCUAAUUCCAUUAGUUCCAAUGAAACAUAGCAUCUAAUAUUCAUGAUCCUUUAGGGCCUUGUUGACACUGGCAAAAUUAGUACCCAUAUUUCAGCAGCUGCCAACAGUAGCGCAAAUACUGUUGUGGCCUGGAACCAUUUCAUUUCCCCCUAUCCUUCUGGGUCUUGAGGCAUGUGCCAACAAAUAAGUGCUCAGGAUAUUGGUUUGUGCCAACCAGUGCGCUGGUGCAGCCUUGAGGAGCUUGUGCAAAGAUGGCAUUGCACGAUGCCAAAAGCUAAAGAAUUGUUACUGGCUGCUGACACUGCAGUACUAAUGUUUGCUAAGUGAUAGGCAUUCCUCUUUUUUUCAGCUUUUGGGGGCGGGGUGUUGUUGUUUUUUGCUGCAUUAUAAACCACACACGCUGUAGGCAAUUUCCAGAGGCAUUGCCAGGUUAGAAUUCAAAGUGCCAACAGACUCUGUUGCUGCAACAGAGUAACCUCUUUCAAAGUUGUCAGUCAUGUAUGUCAAGGGUAGCCAAAAUGGUGCCUUCCAGGUUUUGUUGGACUACAACUCCCAUCAGCCCCAGCAAAUAUGGCAUAAUGGUCAGAGUUGGUGGGAGUUGAAGCCCAAGAGCAUCUUGAGAACAAGUGUUGGCUACCCCUCAUAUAUAUCAUCUAUAGAGAAAUCUAAAUACAGAGGUUGUUUCUUUGUUCAUUAAAUUUGUAUAUGCCCUUCAUCCGUAGCUCUAAGGGCGACUUACAACAUAAAAUUACAAUGUAGAAAACACAAAAUACAUAAUAAAAAUAAAAUAAAAGGCAACCCAAUGAACCCACCCAACACAUUUUAAAAUGGCAUAGGGCAUUAAUCAGCCAAAGGCCUGGAUAAAGAGGAACGUUAUGUGCAUAAUGAAGGUGCCAGGUGAGCUUCCCUGGGGAGAGCAUUCCACAAACAGGGAGCUACUGCGGAAAAGGCCUGUUCUUGUGUUACCACCCUCUGGACCUCUCGUGGAGGAGGCACAUGAAGAAGGGCCUCAGAGGAUGAUCUCAGGGUCCAUGUUGUCCUUGUUACUGUUAUUAAUAAUAACAGUACCAGGCUAGAAGGGGCCCUAGGCUACAGUAUCAGGUUCCAGGUUUGAUGUGGGCCUGGGAGAGAUGCCUUCAUGAAUCAUUCAGUGUUGCAACAUGGUAUAGACACAUCCCUGGUGAUGUGAUCCGACUUGGCUCCCCCUCCCCACUGCCCUGACAGGCUGACUGGGCAGUGGCAGGAGCAGGGAUCCUAAUGGUCAGGGGCGGACUGUCCAACAGCUCAGGCUGCCCAAUGGCAGGAUGUCCCAGCUGUGGCAUCAGCGGGAGUUCUGGGCUCAGUUGGCUGGAGUUGUGGGUGCUGCCUUUCUAAUUAUGCUAGUGGGUUUACACUCAAUGUAUGUACUGGGUUGUGGAGAAGUCUAGUUGCACCAGGAAGUGAUCUGACCAUGGCACUUGUUUUGUUUCACUGGAACUUAGUGUCAGAUCACCCACAUCCACAGAGGUAAACACCAGAUCUAAGACAUGUCCACGACUAUGAGUAGGGCCAGAUUUAUACAGGGACAGUACCAUCUGUGUACAGGGCACUUCACAGAGUAACACAAGCCAAGCAAAAGUACCUGUGUUGACCAUAAGAAAAAUUCAAGUAUCCACACUAGGGCAAUUCUUUUAUCCCACUAAAUGUUGGACAUGCCAAAAAGAAAAUAGGUGAUUUCCCCUACCCUUAUGUGGUGGGAAUGUGAUUGUCAGAAAAUAUUGGAAGAAACCAGUUAAAAAGGUUUUAAGUUAUGGAAAUCAUCUUCAACCACUAUUCAUUUUAUUUAAUUAUGUGGAAAGCUUGGUGGUAUUAGAACAUAAAUAAUUAGUUUCUUAUAUGUUAACUGCAUAUGUGAGGACUUUGCUCGCUAAGACAUGGAGGUCAGUGAACAUCCAUUAAAGAAUGGAUGAAGAAACUUUGGGAGAUUGCUGCUGUCACCAGAUUAAUCCACUACCUGAGAUUUAGAAAACAACAAAGUUAUUAUAGCUUUCAGACACAAUGAAAGGACCUUGCAUCAGUUAAUAUUGCACUUAGAAUGAUCCAAAUAGUGUUAGAUUAAAUUAGUAACGUUCUGUUUUCAGAAGGACAAUAUUGUUCCUUCAUAAAUGAUAGCAUGUUGUACUCUUUUUAAACUGAAAUAUGAUGGAUUACAUAAUGGAUUAUAAAUGUUGAUAUGUUUUAUUGGAAAAACAAAUUCUUGGAAUAUGCAAUCUUUUAUUAGGCCAACUGAAAUGUUACAGAAUAUUGUGCAAGACUUCAUGUUCUCUGGAACUCUGCAUUAGGGUAGAUGGUAAACAGGGGGUGAGGGAGGGGAAAAAAUUGGCUGAGGUUGGAGCCAUGGAUGGAGUCUCUAUUUAGCCAUGGUCUUAAGAUGGGUUGUGGGAAGAUGUAGUAGACAUUCAAGCAAUGAUGGGUCUUUGUCCCAAGGAGCUUAUGAUGUAAAUUCCAAUCAUGGAGGGAUACAGCUGAGAGAGAAGAGUCAAGGGAAAGGCAUGGUUAAUAAGGGAGAAGUGUGAGCAGUUGUGUGCUUAGUUUUUGGAAGGAAAUUACCCACUGGUACCAAAGCAAAAGGGGACGCGGGUGGCGCUGUGGGUUAAACCACAGAGCCUAGCGCUUGCCGAUCAGAAGGUUGGCGGUUCAAAUCCCUGCGACGGGGUGAGCUCCCGUUGCUCGGUCCCUGCUCCUGCCAACCUAGCAGUUCGAAAGCAUGUUAAAGUGCAAGUAGAUAAAUAGGUACCGCUCUGGCGGGAAGGUAAACGGCAUUUCCGUGCACUGCUCUGGUUCGCCAGAAGCGGCUUAGUCAUGCUGGCCACAUGACCCAGAAGCUGUACGCCAGUUCCCUCGGCCAAUAGAGCAAGAUGAGCGCCGCAACCCCAGAGUCAGCCAUGACUGGACCUAAUGGUCAGGGGUCCCUUUACCUUUACCUUGCCAAAGCAAAUGCUACACUAGAAGAAGUUGUUGGUUGGCAUCUGUCUGUCUUGGGAGGCAGUCAAACCAUUGGAAAGUUACUGCGCGUGCUGUGGCUGUAGAGACCAAUGUGGGAGAGACAAGUUUUGUUGCAGUUGGGGCAGACAAAGGGAUCCGGUUAUGCUGAUGCAGAUGCGCCAUGGUGUUUCUUCUCUCUUCGCUCCUCCCAGUGGUCAUCCCUUCUCUGGUCACUGCUGUGGAUACACAGCCUGACUGAUUGUCUCCAGGCACUGUGAUUGUCUGCAAGGGAUUCUCACACAGCGGAGUUAAUGAUGCCAGCCUUUAUGUGAUGUUUGCAGACAUCUUUGUAACUCAGCGUUGAUCUGCCAAUGGGUUCCUGGAGCCAGCUCCCUGUAGAGCCCCUCCUUGGGGAUCCUGCCAUCUUCCAUUCUGUGGACAUGACCAAGCCAGCGUAGACUGUCACUGAGACAGGAGUGCGAACAUGCUCAAAAUCUUCCUGAUACAGGAUGUGUGCAAGGGGUUGAGGCAUCGCUUCUGGUGGGUGUAAGUUGCCCACAUCUCACUACCAUAAAGCAGUGUGCGCAGGUGACAUGACCCACCUCUCGGCCUCACUGAUGUGGUUCAAAGCAAAGGAAAGCAUUUGGCACCAGCUUGGCUGCAGGUGUUGUCGGAAGGAAGUAUACAAGAUGCCUUCCAACCGCCUUAGGGACUCCACUCCCGAUUAGCCUAGGGUUAACUCCUUAGCUUUUCCUUUUCCAGAAGAUGUCGUACAAGGCAGCAAGGACAGAUUGGUGCCCAGGAUUUGCUUCCAAAGCCUUUCUCACAAGUGAGUUUAUCUGCAAGGCAGUGGAGGUUUAGGAUCAGAGUUUCAUUCUCCUAGAUGGGCUUCCUUCCCAGGUUGACAAGCCCCAUCUGCCCUUCAUUUCCCUCAACAGUACAUGCAGAAACUGGACCACUGGAUGUAAUAUUAGUCUUGUCCACCAGAGCCUGUUUUGGCAUCUACUCAGAGCUGUAGCAGGUAAGGAAAGGGCUGAAUUCGUCACACAUGCCUGCUCUGAUCCUCUUAAUUGUCAGGCAUGCCCUACCCAAGGCGGUUGCAAUUUGCAUUUCUUUACCCUCUCUCCCUGCAAAGAUGUGUUUAACAAUACAUCUCUUUCAGCCAUAAGGCCUCCUUAAUUUUUGAAGCUGGAGCUUGCAGGCUGGAGUAUGAUAGGCGGGUGAUUAUUAGGUGCCUAAUACUUACACCUGACUUGGUCAAUUUAGGGGCUUCAUAGGGUUUGCCACCCACAGAGGUUGAUAUUACACAGUUCUACUCCCUUUUGCCCAGGAUGAAGCUUCUGGGACCCAACUAAAAAGAAUCUUAGGUGCUGUUUUCAGGGUCACAGGAUUCCCAGCUCAACUCUUGCAUACUUUGACAGGACAGAAGGGCUAAGCUAGGAGUAGCCAAUAUGGUGCCUUCUAGAUGCUGUUGGACUACAAUUCCCAUCUCCUGUGUCCCAUGGUCAAGGGUGAUGGGAAUUGUAGUCCAUCAACAUUUGGGAGGCACCACAUUGGCUACCUUUGAGCUAAGUCAAAAGAUUAACAAAAUUUUUUGAUUAGUGAUUUGUCAUUGAUUCUUAUUGCACCUCUGCUUGAGUUCUAUGUAUUUGUAGGAACCAAGAAAAAUAAAACCUGGAGUAUUUGUGAGGCAACCUUUGCAUUUUGUGUGCAGUCCAUUUUAUGUGUUCGGGUCAUGUUGAUUCUUCUUGGUAUAAUGCAUAUUUUGCAAUGUGAUCCCUCUUCCCUAAAGAAUUUGUGUCAGACCACAGAAUAGUGACCUUGAAUCUAACACAAUGUGGUGCAUGAAGCAAGGUAUAAUAUGAUCAAUAAAUGAAUAUUAUUAUGAGAAGGAAUAGUGUCUGGAAAACUCUUCGGCUUUAGUAGGCUACAGUGUGAAAAUAGAUAGGAAGGAAGGAAAUGAUAACCUUGUAGAUAACUACUGGCUAAAUAAUUUAUGUUCUUAAAGGAGAUAAAAUGGUAUCCUUGUAUUAGGGAUGGGUAAAUCUUGCCAAUUUUGACUUUUCUCUAUUUCCAGUCUUUAAGAUCAGUUCAUUCCUUAUUUUUAUUUUUUUAAAAAGCCUGCAGGAAAAUUCAAAUGAUUCUCCUAAUAUAUGCAAUUUUGCCCAAUUUAAGCAUUUUUGCAAGCAAUGUACCCUAAUAUAAUUUAUUUUUGUAUGUUAUUUUGUCUGUUCUGCAUACCUGCCCAAUAUAUGCUUUGUUUUGGUGCACAGGUGGGGUUUUUUUUAGUAAUUUGCCUUGCAAGACUAGGAAGAGGGCAAAGUUUGAAGGAUAGUUCCAUUCCAGUUUGCUGUUACUUUGAAAGUAGAUAUUAAAAUGCAAAUAAAAUGGUCUCCCAGCCCUACCUUGUAUAUUACAUGAGAUAGCAAUGUUCUGGGGUUUGAAGCUGGCUUGUUUCCCUACAAUCUGGGUGAGGCUAAUAACUGUUUGUCCAGGUUUUAAGGCAUAACUGCAGUUAGUUAAAAAGGGAAGCGAAAACUUCUGAUUUGCUUCUGGUUGCCUUAGAGGAGAGGGGAGCUCAUGAGGCUCAUUUGCAUAGUGGGGUAGUCAAUAUGGCACCUUCCAGAUGUUGUUGGACUCAAAUCCCAUCAGCCUCAGCCAACAAGGCUUAUAGUCAGGACUGAUGAGAGUUGUAGUCAAACCACAUCUGGAUGUAACUGCAUUGAUUAUCCCUAAGUGAAACCACCUCUUAGGAUUAUGUCUGAAUGAGACCUUUUUGUGCCUGGGUGAAUGUUGUGGAGGACAGGAUACAAAGCCGAAGCAGGAUACAAACUACAGUUGAGAAGUAUGAAAACUUGUCUUUACACCACUUUUGAAUAAUAUAGCCUUGGGUGUGUUUUUCAUUGAUCACUUUAUACCUACCGUGAGCCUGUAAAAUCUGAGAGAGAGCACCCAGAAUAGACAUGCAAUGUGGGGAGAGGUCGUUAACAGUCUUGUCCUUUGCAUUUUUACUCAAAAAUAACUCUGACUGUAUCCAAUGGGUCUUAAUUGCAAACGUGUGUAGGUUUUCAACCUGAGGCUGAAAACAAGGACUUGCUGCUUAGGUGAUUAUUUUAGGGUUGGAUAUUGUGAUGUGUUUUGUUGGAGCAUCCUUUUUUUGUUUGCUGUUUACUUUGAGAAAAAGAGAGGUCUGUCCUACUGAAUCACUAGCCCCAAGUUGCCUUUGGAAGGCUUUGUACCAUGUGCUCAACAGGUUUCACUUGUUUAGUUUAUUAUGAAAUGUCAAGAUCACAGCACACAGUGGCAUAACACAGAAGUGAUGACAAGGUCUUGCCAGUAUUGGCUCUGUUACAAGCAUCUUAUAACUCUGCCUUUUAGGGCUUCAGCAGGUAUCACAAUAGCUUAAAACUUUCCCUGCUAAAUAACUCAGUGUUUGUUUACAUAGUGCAUUGGAGAUAACAUGGUCUGGGGGUGGAUUAUCCUUUUGACUUAAGGUCUAUUGGGGUUUCUUGCAAUGUCUGAGGACCAGAUGCCAUGCUAGCGAGUCAAAUAAAUGAGCAAGAGGCUCGUUUUAUUUACCAGAUUUUGACCAGUUUUACUUGCUAAUUUCUGUAUACCAGCGUUUCCCAAAUUUUAGUCUCCAGCCGUUUUUGGACUACAAUUCCCAUCAUCCCUGACCGCUGGUCCUACUGAAUAUACAUAUUUUUACAAAAGGAUUUCCCCAACUAAAAUGCAAAUGCGUAUGUUAUUUUCACUAAUCUAUGCAUUCUUAUGCACACUUUACCCUAGUAUAUGCAUAUUUGCACAUGUCUCGUGGCUGUACAACUGCAUUGCAAAAAUCAGAGAAGUAUGAAUUUCAAAACACGGCUGUGUUUUGGCUCAUGUAUUGUUUCGGAAAGUACAGAUUAGAAUCAAAUGCAAGCUGAAUCAAAUUUCUCCCUCAUCCCUAGAUGUGAAAGGUUUUUAUAUAGCAUCCUUGAACUCUGGACAUCUUGAUUUCCACAGUGAACUCUUAAGAUGGUCUUAUUCAGGUUAUUGUUUUUGUCUAUCUGCUUCCAAAGGGUAAGCGAGGGAGUGCUAAUGAUCUACUUGAGUCAAUUGUGAGGAUGCUUGAGCCAAGAGUUGUAAACAUAAAAGUGGUAAUGACACCUGGAAACAUGCAAAGUAAGCUGGACAUCUCUUAAGUCCGUAUGUAUAGAUCUCUCUCCCUCUCUACAUAACCUUGUUUUUAAUGUUUGUUUUAUUUUUUUGUAAAUCACUUUGAGGUUCUGUUUACAAUCAAGCACUAUAUAAAUUUUGUAAAAUGAAUAAAAUAAGCCCAGUUGACAACUAUUGGAUUUAGGACCACAAGUAAAGCACAAGUCUUGAUGAUUUUAUUGUGACUUAGGUGUGCUGACUUUUCCUUGAAUAUAUCCCUGCAGAGGCUCUUCACAUAUGCAUAAUCAGGUCAAACUGGGGAUUCCAAUAUCUCCCAUAAAUCAGGAUUAUAAUCUUUGGAGCCUUUUGGAGGCAUGUAUACAUAUUAAUUGCAGAGCCUUUGAGCAGGUCAAGCAAAUGGUCUGAAGACGAGUUAGCAUCAGUUGGCUGAGCCCUUACUAGUGGGUACACCAAAAGCAAAGCCACCUCUCCUUGCUUUCUUGUGGUCCUUCCUCGGGGGGCACAGAGCACAUACUAAAACCCUGAACCUCAGUACUUUGGGACCAGGUCUCUUGCAAGCCAAAAAGCUGAAAUUGGGACAGAUGCUCCCCAAAGCCCAAAUUCUGUGACUUAUGCAAUAUCUCUGGUGUAUUCAUAGGCAGAGCAGUCUGCAGAAGUUGGGGGUGGGGGAGAGAAUCGAACGGCCAAAUCCAAAGCCCUGGUAGCUCAUGACAGCAGUUCAAAUAGCGUGUGUGUAGGUUGCUUAUUUUUCUGUGGGCGGGCUUUGCUCCUGGUCAGCUUUCUAAAACAAGGAUUUCCCCUCCCACUGAUCCCAAUGAAAGGGGAAUUAAGUAUGCCAGUUGGGGGCAUGUCAGAGGAAUAGGAGGGCUAUUUAUCCAGUGAAUCCAAAAUUCCCCAUGAUCUGCCCCCAGAAUGCCUCCUUUUUGCCCUCUCUGCCCCAGGGCCUUUGAUGGCAAAGGAGGGGGCAAACCAGGGAGAUUUCUGCAGCUGUGAGGAAGAUGGCGUCAUGGACAGAUCUCCUGUGCUCAUGGGUCUCCCUCUAUCUCUUUCAGAAAGAGGGACCAUGCUAUCUUAUGGCCUCUUGGAUGCCUUCCUAAGGACCACAGGAUUACAGACUUACAUUAUAUUCAAUAAAUAUUGGGUUUUUGCUGAAGCGCCUGUUCCCCGUUUUUAUUUGAGGGGGGGAAAAUAUUAUGGAAGUAAUUUUAGCCAUUUUAAUAAGGCAUAACAGGGUUGAGUAAAAACAAGUCUCUUUCCCCCUUCCCCUCCUUCCUUCCUUUACAGCCUUACAAAAAUAGUAAAGUAACUCCACAAAUACGUUUGCGAUUCAAAGCUUGAGUGCUGGAUAUUUUUGCUCUCAGGAAAGGUCCACAUGACAUCAAGCAAAGAUGGCUGCCUGUUAUCUGACCUCCUCACUCAUCAGAUCAGUUGAAAUUUUAAUAAAUAUGUAAUUAUCUAUUAAGUAUUUGACAUAAAGUGUCAUCAAAAUUGAAAUUAACUGUGUGGAUGAAGCCGUAACCAAUUACAAAUGGAUUCCUGUGUGGGAGAUGCAUGCAGCAAUUGUCCAGUGUUUGUGGGCUUAGAUGUACUUUAUUUGAAAGGUAAAACAGUUGCUUUCAGCCUAUUUUUGAGGCAAAGCUGUAGGGAAGGAUUUUUUUUAUUUAAAAAAAAUUCUGGAAAUGUCUGUUAAAGUAAAUCAUGCAUCAAAUAAACUCCUCUGUAACUUAUAUUAAGUAUUAGGUUAACAAUGUAAGUGUUCUUCUAAAGUGACCUCAGACUGGGUAGGGUGGGGCAAAAAGGAAGGGAAAAUUGUGAAGGCCAACAGAAUAGCAGAGCUAAAAACAUUGUAUUUUAUAUAAAGGAUCAUUGGCAGCCAGAAAGUUGACAUGGUCUUCCUUGAUAUUUGGGGCAUUUUUCUGAAAUGACUAGAAUAAAAUCAUGCUGUGGAUCUUGAGUUAAAUUUGAGUUAAAUGUUCCCACCAUCCCCAGCCAAUAUGUCUAGUGGUCAAGGAAGAUGGGAAUUGGAAUGCAUCACUCAAAGGGGAAACAAGAACAGACCCUGCACAGUGUGGUGUAGAGCUUUGUACUGUACUAGGACUUGUGAGACCAGGGUCCAAAUCCUCAGUCGGCCAUGAAGCUCAUUGUGUGACCUUGGGCCAGCCACUGCCUCUCAGCCUGACCUACCUAACAGGCUUGGUGUGGGGAUUAAAGGAGGAGGGGGAGAACCAUGUACAGUGGUGCCUCGCAAGAUGAAAUUAAUCCGUUCCGCGAGUCUCUUCGUCUUGCGGUUUUUUCGUCUUGCGAAGCACGGCUAUUAGCGGCUUAGCGGCUAUUAGCGGCUUAGCGGCUAUUAACGGCUUAGCGGCUUUAAGAAAAAGGAAACAAACUCGCAAGAACUCGCAAGACGAAGCAAGCCCAUAGGGAAAUUCGUCUUGCGGAACGACUCAAAAAACGCAAAACCCUUUCGUCUAGCGAGUUUUUCGUCUUGCGAGGCAUUCGUCUUGCGAGGCACCACUGUACACCCCCUUGAGCUCCUUGGCAAAGGAGAUGGGAUUUAAAUGCAAUAAAUAAUUGGUUUUUUUAGGGGGGUAGUGUAUAAAAAACAAGUGCUGAGUUAGAAAGAACAUAAACAGCUGUCAUUUAUUUCUGGGUGGACAGGUUACUCACACAGUUACUGCUUCACAGGGUUUUAAGGCGAGGAUACUGUACAAUGGGGAGGGAGAGAACCAUAUACACUACCUUGUGAGCUCCUGGAAGGAAAGGUGGGGUACAAAUGUGUGUGUGUGUGUGUGUGUGUGUGUGUGUGUGUGAUAAUUUAUAUGCAUCAAUGCAAGCAUAGAGAUAAUUACUAUUAUUUAAACAGAAAUACAUAUCUUCUUCCUCUUCUUUGGCAAUCACUCGUAGCCGAGCAAGAUUGUCUUCCAUAAACAAUGUUUUAACAGUGGGUCUGUAAGUGACUGUGGAGGCCAAUUCUGGAUCCACACGUCCUUCCCCAGUAGGGACAUAGGUUUCUGGGAAUUGAUCACGGUGAGGGUUUGCCAAGCGCGCCUUCCUCUUAGCACGUUUCUUCCUUGUGUCCUGAGUUUGAGCGUCUUCAAAGCCCAAGUCAUCUUUGAUAAAGGCUGUUCUCCAACUGGAGCGCUCGCAAGCCAGUGUUUCCCAGUUGUCAGUGUUUAUCCUACAUUUUUAAAGAUUUGCCUCCAGAGAGUCUUUAAACCUCUUUUAUUGACCACCAGCAUUAAGCUUUCCAUUUUUAAGUUCGGAAUAGAGUAGUUGCUUUGGAAGAUGAUAAUCAGGCAUCCGCACAACAUGACCAGUCCAACAAAGUUGAUGUUGAAGAAUCAUAGCUUCAACACUGGUGAUCUUUGCUUCUUCCAGUACACUGAUAUUGGUCUGCCUUGUCUUCCCAAGGAUACAUCUCACCAUAUUGGGAGAGACUGUGACCAUGUGAGCUGUGUCUGACCUGCUCAGUCUGCUCUCCAGGUGUUAACUGUGGAUGAGCCACUUCAAGGCCCUUCUUACACUCCCUUCUUAUGACUCUUUAACUAUUUUAAAAAUAGACUUGGACUGAACAGACUUUGAAACAGAAGAUGCUUUCACACAGAGGGCUGCCCUCUUGUAGCCCUUUAGAGGAGGACCCAUGGUCACUCUUUCGGUGGCACAGUUAAGUUGUAAUAUGUCUACUCAAAUUCCUGGUUGGCUCAUGUGUAUUGAAUGGGGCUGAGCAAAAUGAGCUUGGGAUUUUUUGGUUGAUGUCUGGAUGAUUUGCAGUAGAUUGGCAAGGGUCCAAUUACAUCUGCAGAGCACCCUGUUGGCAAGGCUGUCCUAGGAGAUAUCCCCCAAAAGAUAGCUAGUGGUGACAUACCUGUGGUAAUAAUCCCCCCUCCCCCGAUUCAAAACCAUUUGAAAGAAGUACCUCCUAAUGAAAGGUCUCCAAACGAAGAAGGAGACACUGAUUAUUUAUAUAUGGAAUCAAUUUACUCUUUUAAUUAUGUAGUUGGAACUAAAUCAGCAACUAUUUUACUGGAAGUGCAUUUUAUAAUACGGAGCCUGAGGAGUAAAGUAAAUUGCAAACUUUUGCAUGUUUGGAAUUGUUGCAUUUCUCUUCGUACCUUUUAAAAUUAUUUGCUCCAUAGGGUUUACAAAUUUUACAUCCAAAGUAUUCCAUGUGAUAUCAUCCUUCCCUUCAGUUUACUAACGCAUGGCAACAUUAUAAUGAGGAAGACUGAAGGUUUCGAUGUUGUAAUUGCUGUUUUGUUCUAGCUGUGAAAAUUCAAAAAUGGAAAAGGGUUUGUAGUAGGUUGAACACAAUCGUAAUUGAUUUAAAGCUUCUAGAAUAGCCCUUUUUGCAAGCUUGCUCCCUCCCCCCGAUGAUUUUGGACCACCCCUCCCACCACUCCUGACCAUUAUGGGGUUGGGGUUGUUGUUAUGGUGGUGGUGGUAUAACAACAUCUACGGGUCUAAAGUUGGGAGCAGCAGUUAUGGAGAAAAAGAGAACUGUUCUUAAGAGAUGUAUCUUGGUUUCAAAUUAACCUUAUAUGGGUAUUUAUGAUUCAGGAAAGCAAAGAAAGACAUUUAAGAGGAUCUCUCUUUUUAAAACCUGAGAAGUUCAGCAGCGCACAUCAUAUGAUGCUUGCAGCUAGCAGAAAAAACUUCAUUUGAAUGGGUUUUACGCCUUCCCUCCCAACACACAGAGCCCAGCAUCCACCGACUUCUUCUCAGCAUCUGCUUUUGCAAUUGAAAGAAUAUAAAGUAAUUUUUAAAAUUGCUCCAAGAAAUGUGUAGACUGCAAGAGCUGUAUUUACAGACUAUUCAACAAAUAUAAAGAAGACAUUGAUUACAAAGCUGCCGGCAUUCUUCUCUCUCAAUAAGAUAUGGGAGGCUGUUAGAACACAUUCAGCUUCUACCUAUUGUUGUGUCAGCUUCUGUGGGCAAAUCCUCUGGUACUGCUGUCUUCAGAUUUUAGGUUGGAACCAAUGUAAUGGUGGUCAUGGGUAAAGAACAUUUCAUCACACCACCACCCCCGAGCCACCUAUGCAUUUGGGUUUUUUUUAUAGCUUUUAAUACCCAGCCCUUUGUGGAAACACACAGGGUUGCAUAUGACAAUGGAUACAUUAAUUACUAUUAAUGAGUCUGCAGUGGAAGACAGGAGUGCCUGGCGUGCUCUGGUCCAUGGGGUCACGAAGAGUUGGACACGACUAAACGACUAAACAACAACAACAACAACAAAAUUGUUAUUUUUAUUAAUAUUAAAAUUGCUUUAUUUAAAUUUUCCAUUUCAGUUCUUUGAGGAAGCAAAGGUGGAUUAUAUUUGUGCGGGUGGUGAGGAAGGGGGGAUUGGAGGAGGAAUAUUUUUAGAUGUCUUAUUUGCUAAAUGAAAAAAGCUCAGCACUAAUCCAUUAAUGAGCACAACAGUGACUAAAAAUAAAAAGAGAGAGGACACAACAGAUUACGAUGCAGAAUUUAAAACAGCAAUAACAUUUUUUUAAAAAAUCAACUGUACCAGUAUAUUUAAGUACAUAGUACAAAAAACAGAUAAAAAUGUAAUAAAAAUGUCUUCAUCUGCAGCCAAAAAAGACCUAAAGAUUGGCUCUAGAUGAAGCUCUCUGGGGAGUUUCACAGAUGAGGUGCCAUCACUGAAAAGGCCCUCUCUCUGGUUGCUGUCAGCCUUGUCUCAUGAGAUUGGGGCCCCUAAAAAAGAGAUUCUGAAGUAGUGUUUGAAAAGGGACAAAAUAAUAAUAAUUAUUAUAACUUUAUUAUUUAUAUGCCGCCCAUCUGACUGGGUUGUCCCAGCCACUCUGGGCGACUUCCAGCAAAAUAUAAAAAGCACAAUAAAACUUCAAACGUUAAAAACUUUCCAAUACAGGAAGUUGGAUGUUCGAAUUUCCGAUUAGACCAGACUCCACUUAGUUUCUGAUCUGUUCACAGGCUUUUUUGAUUCCAUAAUAUAUUUGUUAGCAAGCUUGACUUUGUACAUUCAUACUUUCAAAUAAUUACAGACAGUUAUCAGUAGUUACUACGAAAAGAGCGGAUUUUCUAGAAGUGAACUCAAAACCAUCUAGCUUGAACUGGAGUAGAAUGCCAUACCAUUUCUUAUUGAAUGAAUGUUUUAUUUUGCGCUCUGAUGCUAGCAAUCAAAUCAACACAGGACAACCCCUUUUCAGACAACAGUAUCCUUUUUUUAAAAUUUCUGCCUGUGACUCUCAAAUUUACAUGGACAGUUAUUUUCUAAACCAGUCCCUCAGUGUACAGCAGGGUCAGGGGACCAGAUGUCGUUGGCCUGUUAGCCCUAUCAUCUCUGGCCAUUGGCCAUGUUGACCAUUGGCCAACAACAUCUGGAGGACCAGAGGUUCCCCAUUCAUGGUGCAGAGCCAGAAAGUUAGCCGGAGAUAGAGAUACUACCGAAGAAUAAUCAAAUGUAAUUUGAAAGCAGUAUGGGGAAGAGAAGGGGACGCGGGUGGCGCUGUGGGUAAAACCUCAGUGCCUAGGACUUGCUGAUCGUAUGGUCGGCGGUUCGAAUCCCCGCGGCGGGGUGAGCUCCCGUCUUUUGGUCCCAGCUCCUGCCCACCUAGCAGUUCGAAAGCACCCCUAAGUGCAAGUAGAUAAAUAGGUACCGCUUUCUAGCGGGAAGGUAAACGGCGUUUCCGUGUGCUGCGCUGGUGCAGGCUUGCCAGAACAGCUUCGUCACGCUGGCCACGUGACCCGGAAGUGUCUUCGGACAGCGCUGGCCCCCGGCCUCUUAAGCGAGAUGGGCGCGCAACCCCAGAGUCGGUCACGACUGGCCCGUACGGGCAGGGGUACCUUUACCUUUACUAUGGGGAAGAGAAACGAGAGGAAUGAGACUGCCCCCACAUAGUGACUGGGAGUGGAUGCCGAGACCAUAUAACACCAGUCCUGAAAGACCUACAUUGGCUCCCUGUACGUUUCCGAGCACAAUUCAAAGUGUUGGUGCUGACCUUUCAAGCCCUAAACGGCCUUGGCCCAGUAUACCUGAAGGAGCGUCUCCACCCCCAUCAUUCAGCCUGGACACUGAGGUCUAGCUCAAAGGGCCUUCUGCGAGAAGUAAGGUUACAGGGGACAAGGCAGAGGGUCUUCCUGGUAGUGGCGCCCGCCCUGUGGAACGUCUUCCCAUCAGAUGUCAAGGAAAUAAACAACUAUCUUACUUUUCAAAGACAUCUGAAGUCAGCCCUGUUUAGGGAACUUUUUAAUGUUUGAUUGUUUUUUCUUCUUUUUUAUACUUUAUUGAAUUGCAGUAACAAAAACCAAACAAUAUCACAAGAAAAAAGGAAAAUAGCAAAUUACAAAAAGGAGAAUGAAAAGAACACACACAAAAUACACAGAACCUUGACUUCCCUCCACCCAUGUUUGACCUCCUUCCCUUAAUCUUCUUUCAUUUUUUGUGUUAUUAGUAUUACUUUGUUUUUAUUCCACUUCUAUCCAUUUCCUCAAUAUUUCUACCCUGUAAACUUCAGGCCAGAAACUAAGUGGAGUCUGGUAUAAUUGGAAAUUGGAACAUCCAACUUCCUGUAUUGGGAAGUUUUUAAUGUUUGAUUGUUUUAUUGUGGUUUUAAUAUUCUGUUGGGAGCUGCCCAGAGUGGCUGGGAAAACCUGGCCAGAUGGGCGAGGUAUAAAUGAUACAUUAUUAUUAUUAUUAUUAUUAUUAUUAUUAUUAUUCCCAAAUCGCAACCCCUGGUUUUUCAAGAUGGCAUUUGGUAAUAAGUAAUUAAAUAUGUUGCUAAUUCCUUAAUGUUUCUCUCUCUCUCUCCCUCCCUCCCUGUUUCUGUUCACAGGAAAAGCUAACCCAGGAGUGUGUAUUCAGAGAACAGUUUGAAGAGAACUGGUAUAACACAUAUUCAUCAAAUCUAUAUAAGCAUGUGGACACUGGAAGACGAUAUUACGUUGCAUUAAAUAAAGACGGGUCUCCGAGAGAAGCGACUAGGACUAAGCGCCAUCAAAAAUUCACACAUUUUUUACCUAGACCGGUGGAUCCAGAGAAAGUCCCUGAACUAUAUAAGGAUAUUUUAAGCCAAAGUUGA